Pundamilia nyererei is the source of this 4622-nucleotide messenger RNA. It is a transcript of the gene dbpb, whose product is annotated as D site albumin promoter binding protein b. Bases 1328 to 2449 code for a protein of 373 amino acids. The transcript has 5 exons. NCBI's taxonomy places the organism in Eukaryota, Metazoa, Chordata, Actinopteri, Cichliformes, Cichlidae. The record is from RefSeq and is a predicted model, not a curated record. Gene Ontology annotation, biological process: regulation of transcription by RNA polymerase II. Gene Ontology annotation, cellular component: nucleus. Gene Ontology annotation, molecular function: DNA-binding transcription factor activity, RNA polymerase II-specific; RNA polymerase II cis-regulatory region sequence-specific DNA binding.
UGCACCGGGAGGGAAUCCGAGCGGGCGGGCUUGUCCGACCUAUUUCUGCCCAAUCGGCUCCGGCGCAAGGGCGGAGCAGCAGCUCUCCGCGGGCCUAUCAGUGCCCGAGCUGUGAGCAGACGGGCCUCGUCUCCGCGUGCCUCAUACACGUGAGCCUGAGCUGCUAUUGUACGCCGGCAGGCAACGUGCAGAAGCGUUCCUCUCGCCUGAAAAAACGGCGCACUCACGUUUUCCGUGGAUUACAAGGAAGCUGGAAAAGUCAUGCAGCAGUGCCUGAAUAUUAGAGAAAGCCAAAUUAUGCUCCAACGGAGAGCGCGAGCCUAAGCGCCAUUAACCCCCAGCUUACAGCACAGUUAGCUGUUUCUCAUGGUUUCUUUCCCAUCACCAUGGUGACGCUGAGACUAAUUUACAUAUUUCCUGCUUCUUGUUUGAUUUUUAUUUUUUUUACAAAAAUAAUUGUGGUUGUACCUGUCGGGAAAAACAACACAACCUGCUGCUCCCCUCGAGGUGUGGCACGAGGGGUAGGUGUGUCCUCAUAAAUAAUUUAGGCGAAAAUUGAGAGAUCGGUUAAAGCCGGGCCCCGCCCCUCUCUCGAGGUGUGACGUCACGUGAACUGCCCGUGUCCAUUCCAGCUGAGAGAAAGAGAGAAACGGGAGGAGGAGGAGUACGUCGCGCGGCCCAAACACAGAUCCGAGCCCGUGCGCCCGUGACUGGAUCCACCGGAUGGAAAAAAAAAAAGUACAGACAGAAAGAGGAAACGACCCCCUCCAGCCUCUCCAACCACCCCCUCCCCACCGAGGGACAGCAGAGCGCGACAGCAGAGAAGCAGCAAUACAACUUGUCAUCUGACCACGUACAGCUCGCGUCGCUGGCUGUUUUUUUUUAAUGCUCCUCUUUCUCCACGACAGUUUUGUUUUGACGGAGGAAGUCUCUCUCUGCGAUCUUCUUUCAUUAUUAUAAGUAUUUCUUUUUAAAUUACCGCACCACUAACUCGGGAUAUCGCUCUUCAAGUUUUUACUGCAAUAUUUUUUCGUGUGUGUGCGGAAUUUUCACGCCUUUGCAGUUUUAUUAUGGACAGUAUUCCUAAUCAGAUGGUCUGACUGUCCCUCCCACACUGUUCUCCGAGAAUAACAGCUUCAUCUACAACAUCCAAAGGCAAUGGAGUACUUCGAGGAAAAUAUUUUUGCAGGGAAAUAAAGAACUCUUUAUAUCUACAAGUGAAAGCCACAGUCAUCCAGCCUGCUUGUCCCAUUGGUAGGUACUCCUGUCAGCUCGCCUAGCCCUUUCAAGUGCCCCAGGUGUGUUUCUGCGACCCGUCUGGUCCAGGAUGUCCAGGCAACUCUCCCAGCUUCCGACCCCAGACCUCCCAGCUGGGGCAAGCCCACAGUUUGGAAGCUGUACUCAACCUGGAGGCUCCCUGACAGGGGGGCACCUCAACUCUAUGGCAGGUCUGAAAUCCCUCCUGCAGCACCCCAUGAAAGGAGACCAGCGUUUAAAGAACCCAUGUGAUUCGAAAGACAAAGACAGACUGGACCUCGAUGAGGACUCCUUGGGAGUGUGCCCAAUGAGGAAUGGAAGUGGAAUAGUCAACAGUAAUAGCAGUAAUGGCUGUGGAGGAGGUGGAAAUGGAGGAGGAAACUUCAACCAGUUCCUGGGGCCUCUUUUGUGGGAUCGCACUGUGCCUGCGGAUGGGGGCCUCUUCCAGCUUCAGUAUAUGGACUUGGAGGAGUUUCUAACUGAAAAUGGAAUGGGCAGUAUGCACAACAACAAUAACAACAACAGCUCCUGUUCAGCCCAGAUUCCCUCACAGAGCCCGCAGUCAGCUGUGCCCAACCAGAGCUCCCAGUGCCUACCACCCUCAUCCCCACCUGGAUCUUCAUCCUCACCACCUUCUACCUCUUCUUCUCCAUCUCUCAUCGGUCUGGAGGUGGCUCAGCCACAGAAUCUUCCAGGAGGAACUGACUGCCUGCAUGGGAGUCAAAGGAGAAUGAAUGACUCCUGUGAGUCACCCUCUUCUUCCUCUUCAUCCUCCUGUCCGCCUCUGCUCACACCCACUGGGAAUGGGCCAGAUGUGAUUGGAAUGUUUGACAUGGAUUCUUCAGACAUGGCUAUGUCCAACACGUCGGAAGAGCAGAACUUUGAUCCGCGAAGGCACUCCUUCAGCGAGGAUGAGCUCAAGCCCCAGCCAAUGAUCAAGAAGGCACGCAAGAUCCUGGUACCCGAUAACAUGAAGGAUGAGAAGUACUGGAGCAGGAGGCACAAAAACAAUGAAGCGGCAAAGCGCUCCCGGGAUGCUCGCCGUCUCAAGGAGAACCAGAUAUCAGUGCGCGCCGCCUACCUGGAGCGAGAGAACGCCGCCCUCCGACAGGAAGUGGCCGAGAUGAGGAAGGAACUGGGCCGGUGUCGUAACAUACUUAGUAAAUACGAAAACCGUCUCGCUGACCAGUGAUGGCAGCGCGGAGAAGAAUUAGGACGAGGAGAAAUAUAAGCUGGAUUCAAUCUAAGACUCUGAAUUUCUGGGGUAACCUGAUGGACAUAAAGGGGGUCAAGCUGAUUAUGAUUAUAAUGAUGAUGAUGAUGAUGUUGAUGAUGAAUGUAUAAGACGAGGAGAAGGUUUGUGCAUUGAAGCUCAGGUGUCUUGUUUCGUUGAGGUGUCGGCUCUUAAAAGUGGCGGACAGAGAGAAUAAUUUAACAGAUGAAAGAUGUGACUUUUAAGAGUUUUGUUAUUGGAGAAUUGUAUAUUUUUAUAAUACUUCAGAAAAAUUAGAGGGAGAGCAAAUUACAGAAUAAUUUUGUAUAUUUUCUACAUGAUGGGGACACAGAGAUGGGGGAAAGCUGCGGUAAAUAUCUUUUUAUCAUAGUUGAGUCAGGAGAUGCUUAACAGGUUGUCAGCCAUCGAUGGUUUUGUUUUUGUUUUUUUGUGUUUAUAAUUAUAGCCAGGAUGCAGCAGCAGGGUUGAGAAGGCAUGUAACAAUUGUAAUAUAGAGAGCAAAAUUAUCUUAAAGACGUGUAGUUCGACAUUUUGUGGAUUUUAUUCAAGCACUUAAUUUGUUUCCUUUUAUGUUUCUGUCACUGGGGAUGCUUGAGGGAGACAGAAUGAGAGACACUAUGUAUACAGCCCAGCUCUAUCCUCUUGGCCAGUCUUGUAUAUUAUUUUCUAUUAGAACAACGUCACCCCCCUUCCCCCUUCUAACAAUAUUAGCUCUUUUUACCUUGGUUUUACCUUUAUGAGACUGGUACAUCUUCCUCUAGCCCAUAUUUCUGUGUAUUGCUCUUUUACUUUUUCACUAUCCCAGUGGAAGUGCUUUCAAUCUGCUCUGGUGUUUUUAGAUAUUUCCCGAGCCUGUGGAAGCCUGUUGUGAUGCCCUGGGUAACUCUGCUCCUCUUCAUCCUCUCUUUGAAUUGCUCCCCUGUUUCUAUAUCCGAUGUCUCUAUUUCUGUCUGCUCCCACUUGCAGGCAGUCCUUUGACAGUUAUGUGCAAACUCUUCCCAAUGCAUUUUGUCUUUGUGACUCUCUUGCACCUGAAAGGUGCACAGAGCAGUUCAAUCUCAGUGUUGUAACAUAUUCUGCAGUAGUAAUCAAUCGUCCCUGUAAAAACACACGUUGUUACUUUACUGAACACACUUUAAUUAGCAUUAUUACAGGGGUGUGGUGGGGGGAAGGGAGGGGAAUUGUUGUGUAUAUUGGAUAGGCCUCUACUAUUUUGUGUAUUUGAUGUAUUCCAGGAGAUGGGUUGAGUACCCCCAUUGAGUGGAAUGUGUUAAUUUCUCAGAUUUCUGGGAGAAAUAAAAGCCAAAAUGUUGAUCCUAUGUCGAUCCACGAAACUUGUUGCUAUUUAGUGCUUUUUCAAUCCUGUUAUUGCUCCUUCCUUUUUACUGUAUCUAUGAACUUCUCUGUGUACCCAACAACACCUACACAGGGGCAUGGUACACUAUGUUAUGUUCCGUGGGGGAGGGACGACUAGUAAUAGUGUGAUUUUAAUCCUCCAAUGACCAUGAUGAGUAGUUACCAUUACAACUAUUAUUAUUGUUAUGAUUAUUAUGAUUAUCCCUCUUAUUGUUGUUGUUCUGUAUUACUGAAUGUUUUUUUUUUCUUUCUUUGGAUGAUCUGUUGCACCUUGAAACAUCUUUGAUCUUCAGUGUUCCUCAGAAAGACUUUUCAAAUGGAAAAACAAAACAAAACAACCCCAGUCUCGGCUAUUUGCACCUGUCUUCGGACCCACAUCUAUCCACUUCUUCUACAGAGACUUUUGUUUUCUUUGACCGGGGAUUUCACAAACGUGGCUCAGUAACUUGAACAUGAUGUUCACUCAGACCAACUUGACCUUUCAUCAUGACCGUUUUCUCACCUGUGCAUGGACUGUGCACACUACUGAUACGCUCCUUGUUGGUUUAUCUGCCUUUAUCACCUCAUUCAGUGAUUGUUUGCUCUCCUAACAGGAUUUUAGUCUCCUGUAUCUUCACCGAUGUGGUUGAUAACUCUUAUAGUGACUCUUAACUGAUCAACUGCCCUGCUGCAUCAGUAGUGUCGAUGAUGCCCAGCCCACCAGUCAGUGCUGGUUGUUUGGAUGUAGUAUGAGAUUUCCUCCCCCCCCCCCAAAAAAAAAAAACACAAAUAAAAG